AUUGACAUUUCUCAUUAAAAAAAAAAACAAGUUGUUGAUGUUUUUCCUUUAGAUUUUGAUCUGAUUUAUUCAUCAGAAAACCAUGAAGUGCUCAGUAGAAAAUUGUGAAAAUUCAUCUCGAGGAUCUAAAAAAAAGCCCGGAGUAUCUUUUCACUAUUUCCCCAUGGACAAGACGAUGGGUGUGCAGUGGUUGAGAGCCCUGGGCUGGAAGAAUCGUAUUGUGAGCUCCAAUACGAGGAUCUGCAGUGAUCACUUUGAAGAGUGCUACAAAGAUAGAUCAUUGGGAUUCAAAGUGCGCCUCCGCAAGGACGCAAUUCCGACUAUUUUUGAUUCCCGGGGAGAGGAAUCGGUUGAAGAGGAGACUUUUGGGGCACUUCCUGCAGAUAGUAUUGUUAUAGAUUACACCGAAGAGAUGGAGGAUGAAAGUGAAAAUGCAAAAAGUGACAAAGAUUGUGGAAAAGAAGAGUCCGAAGAGGAAAAUUCACAAGACUUCGAAGCAAUGUACAAAAAUCAGUGUCGCUUGGUUCAGGGACUCUAUCAGGAGCUCCAGAUGAGUGAGAAUGAGUGCGAUGGACUGCGAAAAGAACUCGAGGAGUUGGAGAUGAAAUUCUCCAAACUGCAGAACCUCAUGCAAUUGAUGACACCCUUUGAAAGGCUCAUAAUUGAAAAUGAGAUCUUCCCGGAAGGUCCCAGUGAUGAAAUUCACAAAUUUUCCAGCAGCUUGUACAAUAUUUCUCCCCUUGCCUACGAUUUUGUUCAGAAAUCACUGCUAACAUCGCUUCCGGACGUGGAAAAUCUUCCAGAAUUGGAAGAAUUGUAA
This is a messenger RNA of Phlebotomus papatasi, 820 nucleotides long. RefSeq lists its product as uncharacterized. The record is from RefSeq and is a predicted model, not a curated record. Lineage: Eukaryota; Metazoa; Arthropoda; Insecta; Diptera; Psychodidae. The coding region runs from base 83 to 820 and encodes 245 amino acids. Gene Ontology annotation, molecular function: sequence-specific DNA binding. The transcript is spliced from 2 exons.